AUGGCAUCCCACGUCCCAAUGGCCCCUGGUCUUCCUCAGAUGCUCAAGGCAGGCAUGAAGUACUUCAGCGGCUUGCAGGAGACCCUCUUCAGCAACCUGAUGGCUUGCAAGGUGUUAAUGCGCUGUCUGCGCACUUGCUACGGCCCCUUGGGGCACAACAAGCUGGUGGUCAACCACCUGGGCAAGACCUUCCACUCCUCCCACGCCGCCACCAUUCUGAGGGAGCUGGAACUGGAGAACCCUGUGGCAUAUCUCUUGCGCUCAGCCGCUGAAACGCAAGAGGAAGAAACAGGAGACGGCACGAAUUUUGUGGUCCUCCUGGCUGGAGCCCUGCUGGAGAACGCCGAGAAGCUGCUGCGGUCAGGGCUCCCGGUUGUCCACAUUCGAGCUGGCUAUGACAUGGCUUGCAAAGAAGUUCUCCGGCUGUUGCCCGGCCUUGUCUGCUUCACGCUGAAAAACCCCCAUAACCUGGAGGAGGUGCAGUGGGUAUUGCAGACCAUCAUGGGCAGCAAAAUCUUUGGCUGCCAGAAGUUCUUGUCCAGGCUGGUGGCCACGGCCUGCAUCUCGGUGCUGCCUCGAGACCACUCAGCCUUCAACCCAGAUCUCAUCCAUGUCUUCAAAGUCCCUGGGGGUGGCAUCUUGGAUUCCCACGUCCUGGAGGGGAUGAUCAUCUCCACGGAGCCAGAGGGGAUCAUCAAGCGAGUAGAAGGAGCCCGUGUUGCGGCCUACUGUUGUCCUUUUGGCCUCUCCAGAUUGCAAGCAAAGAACACGGUCGUGUUUGAAAGAGCUGCCGAGCUGAAAAACUUUAGCAGAGCGGAAGAGAAUCUAAUAGUCCAGCAAGUCCUGGGUCUUGCUAAAGCUGGUGUCAACGUCUUGGUGGUAGGAGGAAAGGUCGACGAAUGGGCCCUCUUCCAUGCUGACAGGUACAAGAUAAUGGUGGUGCGGCUGACCUCCCGGGUGGAGCUGCAGCGCCUUUGCAAAACGGUGGGUGCCACCGUGCUCCUCAAGGCCAGCCUGCCAUCGCCCGAGGACAUUGGGCACUGCUACCGUGUCUACACCACGGAGAUUGGCAGCACCACCGUGGUGGUCUUCAGUCAACAUGGCACCACUUGUCCUUUGGCCACCGUUGUGCUCCGAGGGGCCACCAGCGCGAUGCUGCAUUGUCUGGAGGAAGCCAUCCGAGAUGGGGUGCAUGCUUACAAGGCCUUGGGCACCGAUGCACGGCUCUUGCCAGGGGCCGGGGCCACUGAGAUGGCCCUCUCGGUGCGCCUGAGCACUCUGGGGAUGUACUACCCCGGAUCCGAGCAGUACGGCAUCUUGGAGUUCUCCCAAGCUUUGAAAAGUCUCCCGGCCACCCUGGCGGAUAAUUCAGGCCUUCCAGUCAAUGAGGUAAUGGCCAAGAUGGAAGUGCAGCACCAACUGGGCCUGCAGAACACAGGUAUCAUGCUGGGCGUGGAGGAGGCCGCCACCAUGGACGCCACCAAGGAAGGUGUGCUAGAUCCGUUCCUGGUGAAGUGCCGAGGCAUUCUCCUGGCCACUCAGAUAGCAGUGACGCUGCUGGGGGUCAACGAGGUCAUGGUUGCGAAGAAGAGUGGGGGUCCCAAACCACGGGGAGAAAACCCCAACUGGGACCAAGAGCCAGACGCCCUGGACUGA
Candoia aspera is the source of this 1656-nucleotide messenger RNA. RefSeq names its product T-complex protein 1 subunit theta-like. NCBI's taxonomy places the organism in Eukaryota, Metazoa, Chordata, Lepidosauria, Squamata, Candoiidae. The transcript has a single exon. Bases 1 to 1656 code for a protein of 551 amino acids. Gene Ontology annotation, molecular function: ATP-dependent protein folding chaperone; ATP binding; ATP hydrolysis activity. Gene Ontology annotation, cellular component: chaperonin-containing T-complex. The record is from RefSeq and is a predicted model, not a curated record. Gene Ontology annotation, biological process: protein folding.